Molecule: messenger RNA, 1174 nt
Organism: Zingiber officinale
Lineage: Eukaryota; Viridiplantae; Streptophyta; Magnoliopsida; Zingiberales; Zingiberaceae
Exons: 13
Coding region: 164-1051 (295 amino acids)
Source: RefSeq, a predicted model, not a curated record
AAAAGUAAAUCGUGGAAAACUCUGGCCGUUAAACCAUGAGGGUGCGAAGUAAAAAACUUCGCUACGCAGAAAACCAACGGAACGAUCUCUCUCUUCCAUUCCUCUCUUAAUUCUCGAUCACACUUCUCUUCUUUCUGCUUCGACGAUUUCAUCAGCGGCAUUGAUGAUCGAGUACGGAGCAACAGAAGACGCUCAAAUGGAGGAAUACCUGGUGAACGUUAAAAGGCUGAGAUCGCAGAUGAAUGAUAUCGAGGAGGCGGCGGCCAACAGAUCGGUGGAAGAGCAGAAACAGAAGACCGCCAUUGCGGCCUUGGAAACCGAUAUCAGUUCCGUGAGAGCAGAAACAAAGCGUUUAAAUGAUGAGGCGGAGGAGAUGCUCAAGGCGAAGGCUAAUAUUGGCUCCGAGAUCACAGAGAAGCAAAGGAAAUUCUCUCUUCUGGAGGCGGAGUAUUGUACCGUGUGUCAGACCGUGGAACUUCUCAAACAAGCAGUGGCCAACUUGUUAUUGAGACUGAAAGAGAAAAGAUUGCACUAUGGAAAUAUUUCUGAAGAAUUGAACCUCAAAGUGCAGAAACAACAGGAGUGGUACAACUCAUACAUGCUUAUGAUAGAAGAUCCAACAUCGGGCAUGGGUAGUGCAGAAGAAGAAAUAUUUCUAGACAAAGAAAAUAAAAAUGCUGCACAUUGGAUGCAAAUGAGUUCUGAGAAUAUGGGUGAUGAAAACACUGAAAGAUGCGGUGACCUAGACCUGAAAUCUGCAAAAAUGAAGCUAGAUGAAUUAGAGAUAAAAAAGUUACAGAUUAUUGAGGAUAGAGUUGAGGCGCAGCAGCUACUUGAGCAGAUGAAUAGUAAGAUACAAUCAACUGCUUCUGCACUUGUGGAAAUGGCUGUUAAAGCCCUGGAGAAUGAAUACAAUUCUGUGAAGGCUGAUAAAGCUGGGGAACUGGAGUAUUUGCAGUCCUUAGAGGCGCGGAUCGAUCAACUGAAGAACCUCUCAUAUAUCAUCAACUGUCGAUGUGGCAACGAGUACAAAGUAGAGCUGGCAAAUUGAGCUGUCAUUCUAUGGAUUAUGUGUAUGAAGCUGUUCACAUUUCACAAUAAGAAAAUAUAUGUAGCCGCUCAUGACUUCCUAAACAGCAUGGUAAUUUUCUUAUAUUUUGAGAACUUGAGAUUA